AUGACGUCUAUUCGAACACCAGAUGUUCAAAUUUGUAAAGAAACAACUACAUGUGCUGAUUCAUCUGGACAAUUUCACCUGAGAGAUUUAGUUAAUGUAUCAUCAAAUAAAGUUGGUGUUGUUGUGCGUAUUGAAAAAGAAUAUUUGCAACUAUUAAAAAUACAGAUGGAAAAAAAUGUAUUGUUAACUGGUGGUCAGUCGAAAUUUUCUUCAUCAUUACUUUUCAAUCAUCCAGCACCAUUUGAUAGAGGAAGGUCUAAUUCAACUGAAGAGACACAACAACCAUUUUCAACAUUAAAUAAUACGAAUUUAAUUGGAGAAACAGUUAGAAUUUCACAUGGAUCUUAUAAAGGUUAUAUUGGCAAUGUUAAAGAUUCAGCAUUAUCAACACGCAAAGUUGAACCACACGCCAAACGUCAAAGAAUUACUGUUAAUCGAAAUCGAGUUGUAUCAAUAAAAAAUGAUUCACAAACACCUCGAUGUGGAUAUAUGAUUCGUAUAGAUUUAAUUAGAUAA
Molecule: messenger RNA, 516 nt
Organism: Rotaria socialis
Lineage: Eukaryota; Metazoa; Rotifera; Eurotatoria; Philodinida; Philodinidae
Source: the annotation of a GenBank genome assembly